Molecule: messenger RNA, 2916 nt
Organism: Xenia sp. Carnegie-2017
Lineage: Eukaryota; Metazoa; Cnidaria; Anthozoa; Malacalcyonacea; Xeniidae
Exons: 14
Coding region: 299-2419 (706 amino acids)
Source: RefSeq, a predicted model, not a curated record
CCAGACCGUUUGUCCCAACUCUUACUAAUAGAGGGCUCUGGUGAUAACUCCUUGAAAGUUGAAACUUGAUAGGCUACCGAAACUAAUUUACAAAUUCUUUAAUAACAAUUUAAACUAUAUAUAUGUAAUGAUUUCCCAGAAAGGGUGUUGCUAGUGUUUGUGUUGCAUUCGAAGAACAAACGGAUAUUUCUAGGUAAUUUUUUUGUGUAUUUGUUGUACAGUAAGUCAUUGCGGAACUCGUUUGAAGAGAUUUAACAGGCUGCUUAAAGACAAUACUAAGAACGCAUCUUUAUCAACGAUGGAUCAAUUGGUAGACAAAAUGAGCGAUAGUGGAGUUGGUUCUGUUGCCUCUUAUGACAAUGCAGAUCAGGAAAGUGUGAUGACUUCAAAAAGUUUAAGCGCAUCAGAUAAAUGUUACAGCACGAAGAAUGAUCUGUCGUCACCUUUUCACAACCCAAACGAUGUUGAUUCAAAGAAAGCAUCAAGUAUGGACGAUAUUUUCGAAAACGAAUUUCUUGAUGAAGAUUACAACAUGAAAGAAAAGGUGCAUGAUGUAUUUAAAAGUUUAUCGUGGAUUUGUGAAGGCUAUGGAACAGUGGGUCUAAAUGAAAAAAUGCCAUAUCCCCAUUUGUUUGUCACAGUUGAAAACCACGAAGGAAAAUCUGAAGAAAUUUUAAAAAAGGAGAUUGAUGAUAAGUUUGGAUGGAAUGCUUCGGAAUACAUUGAAUUUAAAAGUAAAUCACUGAGAACACCAAGGUUUCGACUGUUAUCUAACCUCCGCGUUGAGGAUAGUACAAUGCCAACAAAUGGCAACAUGCAAGUUAGCAAUAUCGACAGUUUUAAUGACAACAAUAAUUCUCAAAGAAGCAGCUCGCAUGGCACUCUGACAAUGUUUUGUCGUAACAAAGAAAAUCAUUAUGCUUUAACUUGUGCACAUGUUGCUUGUGUUACAGACCAAAUUUCUGCCACACAAACAUUUAAUCAGGAAAAUGAGGUUUCGAUGAUAAUUGAUAACGUAAAUGCCAGAAAUGAAAAUGAUGGUAACAAGUAUUUCUACCAGCUACCCAACAGUGGCGAGGAAAAACAACUAGGUAGUUUUCCCUGCAAUACAGUUAGUAAGUUUAACGAUGAAGCGGAUGUAAUGUUUAUUCCAGUUGGAAACGAAAACGAUUUUUAUAGUCUUGGUGGAGGAGACUUGGAGAAUUUUCCUUUGAGAUUAAAAGAAGCAAAUAAGGAGCUUUACCAGAGAGUAGACAAUGGCUACGGUUUUGUUAAAGUUCGUACAAAUUCUGGUAUUAAAGGCUUUAUUGAUAAAAGAAAUUACUCGCAUUUGUGUAAAAAGUCAAGAGAAACCAUUUUCAAGAAUGCCGUUAAAGUCAAAUGCGAUGACCAGUUUCUUAAGGAUGGUGACUCGGGAGGUCUUAUUUAUUUUAAAGAUGAUAAAAAUAAAUGGCAACCAUUUGCGUAUGGUGUGUGCGAAAUAGAUGAAGAAGAUGAUGACAUUUCUUUUGGUGAAGAGAAAAGUUAUAUAUGCUUUAAACUGGAUAAGGCAUUGAAGCUGCUCAAUUUCAAAGAUUGCGAAUUCUUCAGAGAACCGGAUGAUAAUAAUGAUGAAGUUUCAUCUGAUGAAGAUAGUGUACCUGAUUCUGAUGACUCUAAUGGAAAUGCAUAUCAGGGUUUCUCGACGGUAGAUUUUCACUCUGAAGAAUCCAGGGAAUUUUGGAACAAAAUACGUCCACAGUCCCAAUCAAAAUUGAAGGAAUGGAGAAAGAUGAGGGCACUUCUUGAAAGAGACUUUGCUAAGGAGUGUGCGCAAAGUCAAGUUUUGCGUUUUAUAUGUUACGUUUUAAAAAUUUAUCCUUUUGAAGAGAGAGACAAAAAAUAUGUCCACGAUCAAGAUUUUGCAAACCUCGUUGCUUGGUUUGGUCCUGUUAAAUCAGGAAAAGACGGUCUAUUUGCUAAGAUUAAAAAAUUGGCCAAAGAGUCCAUAACGUAUAAAGAAAAUGGACCGCACAGUUUCUUUGCCGGAUAUAUGACUGAAGACAAAGCUGAUGAAAUAAUCAAUAAGCAAACCGAAGUCGGAACGUUUCUUAUUCGAUUUAGUUCAACGAACGCCAGAACGGGAUCGUUCGUUGUUUGUUUGAAAACGAAGUGCAAUACAGAGCACAUUGAAUUGCAGGGUAACCCUAAGUCGCGUAAAGUUAGUUUUAACGGAAGAGAGUACGACGAUAUUGUCUUAUUGUGGAAACGCUACCUUAGUAAAGAAGGAGUAUCCCAGGAUGGUCGAACCUCCUGCUCAAUUGUGUGUCCUGACCUCCCUUUAAACGCCAUGUUUAAGGCGUACGGGGCAGGACCUGUGGCGUCCGUUAGAGGCCGAGGCAGAGGACGUGGAGCCCGUAGAGCACAAUUUAAUCAAUAAAAAUAUUCCUGUGCUAUUAAAGCAGUGUUUGUCUCACGCAGCUGUUGUAAAGUAGUCUCAAGCUGCAUUUUUAAAGAAAGAAGAGAACUGACCAAUCAGGGGUUUCGCCACAACGAUACUUGCACAUUUAAAGAUGGCAAAAAUGCACCAAGUGCGUUAUAAGCCGAUUAUAUUUGACUUAAUAUCAUUCGCAAUUAACUUAGACUUUCUAAAUGAAAUUUAGCACUGAUAAUUGUACUAAUAUCUUUCGUAAUUAACGUCAAUUGUUUUUAGAUUAGUUCACUGAAAUUUAGCACUGAUAAUUGUUCUAAUAUCUUUCGUAAUUAACGUCAAUUGUUUUUAGAUUAGUUCACUGAAAUUUAGCACUGAUAAUUGUUCUAAUAUCUUUCGUAAUUAACGUCAAUUGUUUUUAGAUUAGUUCACUGAAAUUUAGCACUGAUAAUUGAUUUAAUUAAUGUCAUUCAAAAUUAAAGUAAAUUGCUUUUAGACAAAUUGAA